Molecule: messenger RNA, 303 nt
Organism: Sphaerulina musiva SO2202
Lineage: Eukaryota; Fungi; Ascomycota; Dothideomycetes; Mycosphaerellales; Mycosphaerellaceae
Exons: 1
Coding region: 1-303 (100 amino acids)
Source: RefSeq, a predicted model, not a curated record
AUGGCCAAGGACGGAGAUGCGCCAGCAAUUCCGCCCGCAGCAGUCAUUGUACUGUGCUUGCUCGGUGCUGGCGCCUUGCUCUUGUGCUGCUAUGCCCUCUUCCGGCACUUCUUCGAGCCCAGCCCGCAACCAACACCGCAAGGCAACAUCAAUCCCGAAGACGGCAUGACUCAAGCGCAAUACAUGCGAAUCGUUCGACUUCGCAAUCAAGAAAGCCUGCAAGCCAAGUAUGGUUAUCAUAGCAGAUAUCCCGAGCGAUAUCAUUCCACCGCUAUGACGCAGUCGUCUAUUAUGUCCGUCUGA